Molecule: messenger RNA, 1252 nt
Organism: Ceutorhynchus assimilis (cabbage seed weevil)
Lineage: Eukaryota; Metazoa; Arthropoda; Insecta; Coleoptera; Curculionidae
Source: the annotation of a GenBank genome assembly
UGGCAACGUCCACAUUUUCCCUUCUGAGUUUUGUCAAAAUCUGUCAAAUAAACAACUAAUGGGGUUAUGGUUUUUGUUUUUAAAAAUAAAUUUGUUCAAUUUGUUGGUGUUAAUGAAUAUUAUUGAUAAAUCCUAGAAUCUAGAUUCAAAAAGGGGAUCCUUGACAUAACCAAUAAUGAAGAAAAAGGUGUUACUAAUGGGAAAAAGUGGAUCUGGAAAAACCAGCAUGCGAUCCAUAAUUUUUGCCAACUAUAUAGCCAGAGAUACUAGACGUCUUGGGGCUACAAUUGAUGUGGAACAUUCUCACGUAAGAUUCCUUGGCAACCUAGUGCUAAACUUGUGGGACUGCGGCGGUCAAGAAGCUUUCAUGGAAAACUAUUUCACGUCGCAACGCGACAAUAUUUUCCGUAACGUUGAAGUCCUCAUUUACGUUUUUGACGUUGAAAGUCGUGAGCUUGAGAAGGAUAUGCACUAUUACCAAUCAUGCUUAGAAGCCAUACUACAAAAUUCUCGGGAGGCCAAAAUAUUUUGUUUGAUACACAAAAUGGAUUUGGUGGCAGAGGAACAGAGAGAUGUAAUUUUCAAAGAACGUGAAGCGGACUUGAUAAGACUGUCUAAACCGUUGGAUUGUACUUGUUUUAGGACUUCCAUUUGGGAUGAAACGCUUUAUAGGGCUUGGUCUAGUAUAGUGUAUAUGCUAAUACCUAAUGUUAGAGAAUUAGAAACUAGUUUACAACAAUUUGCCAACAUAGUUGAUGCAGAUGAAGUUUUACUAUUCGAAAGGGCGACAUUUUUAGUGAUAUCUCAUUGCCAAAGAAAAGAACACAGGGACAUUCACAGAUUCGAAAAAGUCUCGAACAUAAUAAAACAGUUUAAGUUGUCUUGUUCGAAGUUGGCAGCUCAGUUUCAAAGUAUGGAGGUGCGUAACGAACUUUUUGCAGCUUACAUAGACAUGUUCACUAGCAACACUUACGUGAUGGUGUGCAUGUCUGAUCCGCAGAUUCCUUCUGAAGUUACACUUAUCAAUAUCAGAAACGCUCGAAAACACUUUGAACAACUGGAAAAGGUUUCUAAUAGUGGUGUUUUAGGACGGUAAUUUUAAUUUUAGAUUUUGUGUUUUCAUAUUAAUUUCAACAAUAAAUUAUUUUCUUGUUAUUGAUGUACCAGUGUAAGUUGAAAAGCCAUACAUUUUAAUUGUUAAGAAAAAAGAUUAAAUUUAUAUUGUUAUAUUAUAAUUAAUUUAUGUUCUAUA